Brassica oleracea var. oleracea is the source of this 640-nucleotide messenger RNA. Its product is annotated as 60S ribosomal protein L32-1. The coding region runs from base 105 to 506 and encodes 133 amino acids. NCBI's taxonomy places the organism in Eukaryota, Viridiplantae, Streptophyta, Magnoliopsida, Brassicales, Brassicaceae. The transcript is spliced from 2 exons. Gene Ontology annotation, biological process: translation. Gene Ontology annotation, molecular function: structural constituent of ribosome. Gene Ontology annotation, cellular component: cytosolic large ribosomal subunit; ribosome. The record is from RefSeq and is a predicted model, not a curated record.
GCCCAAUUCAUGUGUAAUUCACGAACCCUAGGACACUCCUAUAAAACAUUUUUUUUUCCGCUGGCUAAGAGAACUCCUUUGAGAUCUUACGCAAAGGAGCAAAAAUGGCGGUACCGUUGCUAACGAAGAAGGUGGUGAAGAAGAGGUCUGCCAAAUUCAUCAGACCCCAGAGCGACCGCAGAAUCACCGUCAAGGAAAGCUGGAGGAGGCCAAAGGGUAUUGACUCCAGAGUGAGGAGAAAGUUCAAAGGUGUCACUUUGAUGCCCAAUGUCGGUUACGGAUCUGACAAGAAGACCCGUCACUAUCUCCCCAAUGGAUUCAAGAAGUUCGUUGUUCACAACACAAGUGACCUUGAGUUGCUGAUGAUGCACAACAGGACUUACUGCGCAGAGAUUGCACACAACGUUUCCACCAAGAAGAGGAAGGCUAUUGUGGAGAGAGCUUCUCAGCUUGACAUUGUCGUUACCAACAGGCUUGCUAGGUUGCGUAGCCAGGAAGACGAGUAAAAAAUGCCUUCGGGUUUACUUUUUAUCUGUCACUGACAAUUUCUGCGUUUAUUGUAUUACCUUUCUUUCGUAUUGAAGAGUAACUGAAUCUUUUUUAUGGUUUCCGGUUUUAAUAUGAUCAGUAAUUAAAACUC